AGUCUACAGUGAAACAAACGUCACAUGUCUCGCCCUUUGCCAAAAGCCACCACAAGUUUUUGUCAGUACCCGAUUCUCUCUUUUAUUCCCCACAGAUUUUAUAGUUUCUUUUUAAAAUAAUACAUCAAACUCUUCCUUUCUCGAUCUUUCAUCUCAAUCUCUUCCUUAUUCUUCCAAGAUCCCAGACGAAAUGGCUCAGAAGGUAGUGUUGAAGGUUUUAACCAUGACGGAUGAUAAGACCAAGCAGAAAGCCAUCGAAGCUGCAGCUGAUAUCUUUGGAGUUGAUUCGAUAGCAGCAGAUAUGAAGGAGCAAAAAUUGACCGUGAUCGGUCUGAUGGAUGCGGUUGCGGUUGUAAAGAAAUUGAAGAAGGUUGGCAAAGUCGAUUUGUUAUCGGUUGGGCCGGCAAAAGAGGAGAAGAAAGAAGAAAAGAAGGAAGAAAAUAAAGAAGAAAAGAAAGAGGAGAAGAAGGAAGAAAAGAAAGAAGAAGAACCUAAGAAAUAAGUAAAUCAAUAUUAUAAACCCUAAGUGUCUUGAAUAAUUUAAGAAGUAAAAUUAAUUGUUCAAUACAUGUUGUAAUAAAACUACGUGUUGAACCAUUUAAAGGAGUAACCAAAGUACAUUGCAUCUAAA
Molecule: messenger RNA, 631 nt
Organism: Brassica napus (rape)
Lineage: Eukaryota; Viridiplantae; Streptophyta; Magnoliopsida; Brassicales; Brassicaceae
Product: heavy metal-associated isoprenylated plant protein 39
Exons: 3
Coding region: 191-502 (103 amino acids)
Molecular function (GO): metal ion binding
Source: RefSeq, a predicted model, not a curated record